AUGAAGGUAUCGAAUUCUGGGACGGUGACCCUAGAAGACCUCCUGAGGACGCGAGCAGCGCAACACCAGUCUCGAGGCCUCCUUCUCUACCCUCCGGGAAACACAUCAACGCCAACGAGUGUGUCGUAUGCCAAACUGUACGCAUCCGCAAGCAAAAACGCCCAAGCCAUCCGAGCCCUUGCAUCCUUCGGAGAGAAUAAACCCGUACUGCUCCACGUUCACGACCAUUUCGACACCAUCCUCUGGUUCUGGUCGAUCCGCUUGGCUCGGGGACUGCCCGUCCUGUCAACCCCAUUCAGCAAUGUUGACGAAUAUCGUAAAAUGCACAUUCAGGGGUUCUCAUCGCUCCUCGAGUCACCGAUAUGCAUUACUCGAGCUGCCUUCAUGCCUCGGUUCGAUGCAGCCAAGCAUUCCUUGAAACUACAUACCAUUGAGGCGCUGGAGCAGGAGGAUGGACCAGAAUCAGAUUUGUACCGCCACGGGAACCAUACCGACGCAGCCUCAAGCAACGGUCACUCACAGGAGAGCCUGCAAGAUGUCGACGGCAGGGAGAGCCUGGCGAUGCUCAUGCUCACGUCUGGCAGCACGGGCAACGCCAAAGCCGUCUGCAUCACCCACGAGAUGGUGCUGUCCUCAGUCGCCGGCAAGGCGGAUGCGCGCCAUCUUCCGGCAGACCGGCCUUUCCUGAACUGGAUCGGGCUCGACCCCGUCGGUGCCCUGAUCGAAAUCCACAUGCAUGCUCUCUGGGCCGGCGUUGACGAGAUCCACGUGAGCGCUGCCGACAUCGUCUCGUCGCCAACCGUCUUCCUGGACCUCCUCAGCCGCCACCGCGUCUCCCGGUCGUUUGCGCCAAACUUCUUCCUGGCCAGCCUCGUGUCUGCCGUUGGGACGUCAACGAAGACAGGAGAAGGGUCGGGAGGCGGUGGGGAUGAAGAUGCUAAUGGCACACCACGUCGCUGGGACCUGUCGAAUCUGGCCUGGCUCGUGUCCGGCGGGGAGGCAAACGACAUGGAGACCUGUGUGAAGGUCUCAUCGCUUUUGGAGGGAUUUGGCGCACCACGGGGCGUCCUAUCCCCCGGAUUCGGCAUGACCGAGACCUGCGCAGGCUGCAUUUACAGCCACGACUGCCCCGGCUACGACUUGGCGCGCGGGUACGGUGUCGCUUCCCUCGGCAGGUGCAUCAAAGGGAUGGAGAUGCGUGUCACGGUUCUUGAGAACUCGACUCAGCAACGGAGAAGUGCCCAGCCCGGCGAGACGGGCGAUCUCGAGUUGCGAGGCACCAUGGUAUUCCGGGCGUACUACCGCAACGCGACGGCCACUGCGGAGGCUUUCACCCCUGACGGCUGGUUCCGCACCGGCGACCGUGCCGUGCUGGACACCAAAGGCUAUCCGUGUCUUUCUGGCCGGUCCAAGGAGGUUGUCAACAUCAACGGCGUCAAAACCCCCAUCAGCGACAUCCAACUGCUCCUUGAGCGGGCGGUUGAGGGGAAGGGCGUUGCUCGUCUCGUCGUGUUCCCCUCCCGCGCGGCGCAUACAGAGCAGGUCACGGUCGCCUAUCUGCCCCUACAUGUCGCACCAGCAGCCCACCCUCGCGCACGCCAGCGCAACACUACGUAUGCCGGCUCGGACGCUGCCGAGAUCGAAUGCCUCCUUGUCAAGGAGUGUCUGCUAGCAACAUCUUCACGACCGCUCGUUUUUGCGCUGAGCGCGGACUCGCUGCCUCUUCUCCCGACGACGACGCUGGGCAAGAUCUCGCGGGCCAAGAUGCGCUCGCUGUUUGAAGAGGGCGCGUUUGCAGCUGACGUGGCACGGUACCGUAGUGCAGUCGAGAGCAGCCGGCUUCACCAACGCCAGAGGAACGGGGCUAGCAGCAAAGUUGAACGAAAGCACCAGCCAGGGGUAAGGCCAGCGAUCAGCGAGGCUGAAGCGAGCCUUCUUCAGGAUUUUAUCAGGGCCCGCGACGGGGACCCGGAGUUUGACAUCGAUGUUGACAUGCCCGUAUGGGAGCUGGGGUUCACGUCCAUGACGCUCAUCCGCCUCAAACAUGCCAUCGACAAAAGGCUGGGCAUUUCCCUGCCGCUCGUCACGCUCAUGAAGAAUCCCACUGCCCGGUCGCUGGCUGCGGCGCUGUCAGACAUGCUGCUGCUGAAUAAGCUGAAUCAGAACGGUCAUGACACGCCGCCAAAUGGAGCCACCCCUCAGGUUCCGAGUCAAACCCACUACAACCCAGUCGUAACCUUCCGCUCAACAGGCUCCAGGACGCCUCUGUGGCUGGUCCACCCCGGGGUAGGCGAGGUAUUAGUCUUCGCGGGACUAGUCCAGCACCUAACCGAUGAUGACCGGCCGGUGUACGCGUUCCGCGCGCCCGGGUUCAAACCCGGCGAGCAGCACUUCGAGUCUGUUAGCCAGGCCGUCGACACGUACGUGGCUGCUCUUAGACGCAGGCAGCCGCGGGGACCCUACGCCCUCGCUGGUUACAGCUAUGGCGCCAUGCUGGCCCUUGAGAUGGCCAAACGACUGCAGGAUGAUAAAAGAGAAGAGGUACGCUUCCUCGGCAGCUUCAACCUGCCGCCGCAUAUCAAGACGCGCAUGCGCCACCUGAACUGGAACCUGUGCCUGCUAAACCUGGCAUACUUUGUCGGUCUGAUCAGCGACGAGCGGGCAGCGCGCAUUGAGGAGCUCGGAUACGACGACGAGGCCAACCCAGAACACCGCAGUCAAGCACUCGCCAUCAUCCUAGGCGCAGCCGACAAGGCCCGGCUUGAGGAGCUGGGAAUUGGCGAGGCAGAGCUGGCGCGGUGGGCCGACGUGGCAUACGGGCUGCAGCACAUGGCGGUCGACUACGAGCCGAGCGGGCAAGUGGACAGUAUCGAUGUGUUCCACGCCGUUUUAUUGCGGGCUGUAGCCGCGACCCGCGAGGCGUGGUUGCGUGAUCAUCUGUCUCGGUGGCAGGAGUUUUGUAAGACGGGCGGCGUGAGGUUCCGUGAAGUUGGGGGCGCCCAUUAUACUAUGAUUGGGCCCGACUAUGUUGCUGGGUUUGCAAUGGUCUUGAAGCAGGCUUUGAGGGAUAGGGGGGUUUAG
Messenger RNA from Canariomyces notabilis, 3081 nucleotides. Its product is annotated as acetyl-CoA synthetase-like protein. The coding region runs from base 1 to 3081 and encodes 1026 amino acids. Gene Ontology annotation, molecular function: phosphopantetheine binding; CoA-ligase activity. Gene Ontology annotation, biological process: biosynthetic process; secondary metabolic process. The record is from RefSeq and is a predicted model, not a curated record. NCBI's taxonomy places the organism in Eukaryota, Fungi, Ascomycota, Sordariomycetes, Sordariales, Chaetomiaceae. The transcript is spliced from 4 exons.